CUGUCACACUUAGGAUUAAAGAUUCGGUUGUCAGAGAGAAGUGAUCAUCCGUUUGUGAUGGAUUUAAUCAUACUCUUUCUGUGUUUGCUGAUACUUUUUAGUUCAGGAUAUGUGCUGUUUCUUCAGAAAAAAGUGAAGUAUCCUCCAUGCAUUACAGGAUGGAUCCCGUGGUUUGGAGCUGCAUUUCAGUUUGGAAAAGCGCCGCUUGAUUUUAUCGCACAAGCCAGGGCAAAGUACGGCCCUGUCUUCACUGUGUUUGCUGCUGGAAAGCGCCUGACUUUCGUGACCUGCCAUAAAGAUUUUCGGACAUUCUUUACAUCUAAGGAUGUGGAUUUUGAGCAGGCAGUGCAGGAACCUGUGUACCACACGGCCUCCAUCAGCAAGGAGAGCUUCUAUAGAUUUCACCCAGCAUGCAACCCUCUGAUCAAGGGCAAGCUGACUCAGGCUCAAGCUCAACUGUCUGGUCACCUGUGCGAGGAGUUCAACACCCACCUGGCGCUCUUGGGGCGUAGCGGUUCUGGAGAACUGUGCGACCUGGUCAGGGCCGCCAUGUACCCAGCAGUGAUUAGCAACCUGCUGGGGAAACGCAACUCCCCCAACAGCCCCGCCGCUGUGCGUGAGUUCAUCGAGAUGUUCCGGACCUACGACGAGGGCUUCGAACACGGGAGCCAGCUGCCUGACAUUUUCCUGAGGGACUGGGCUAAAUCCAAACAGUGGCUCCUAUCCCUGCUGAACAGAAUGGUCAUGAGGGCGCGAGGCAGUGAGCCGUCCGAGGCGAGCACCGAGACCCUGCUUCAGCGCCUCAUGGCCACAGUAACAGACAGAUUCCUGCCCAAUUAUGCACUCCUCAUGCUGUGGGCAUCGCUGGCCAAUGCCAUACCUAUCACUUUCUGGGCCGUUGCAUUCAUUCUGUCCCAUCCUUCGGCCUACCAGAAAGCUAUGGAGCAGAUAAGUACAGCCCUCAAAGACCAAAGCACGGAUAGGACGUCCGUAUCAGCCGCCGAGCUACAGCGCACACCUUAUGUGAAGUGCUGCAUCCUGGAGGCCAUCCGACUCCGUGCCCCGGGGGCUAUCACCCGACGGGUGGUCCGUCCCCUUCAAAUACAGAACUACAUCAUUCCACCUGGGGACCUUUUGAUGCUGUCCCCAUACUGGGCUCACCGGAACCCACAAUUCUUCCCUGACCCGGAAGAGUUCUGGCCAGAACGGUGGGAGAAGGCAGAUUUAGAAAAGAAUGUCUUCUUGGAAGGGUUCGUGGCAUUUGGAGGAGGACGUAACCAGUGCCCAGGAAGCCCCCACCCCGGCAUCUCCUGGGACCCAGGCAAUGCUAUCAUCAGAGGUCUCCAGGGCGACCGCAUGGCCGGGGGCAGCCUGCGAUGCUCAGCGCAGGGCUGGGACAAGAAGACUAUUCCCAGCUGCAGAUGUUCACCAGGGUCUGAGGCACCAGCAACAGACAUCACUCUCCUGGAGAGACUCCCAGAAUUCAUCCCCGCUUUGAGGAACAUGUGAAUAAAGUCCAGACAACAGUUGAGGAACAUCCAAGACAAAAAAAAAAGGCUCUUUCAUGUUUUGAAGGACAGAAAUGCACUUGGUACUGUGUACUUCCUCAAAUAGCAGAGCAUGAGCGCAGACAUCUUUCGGAUAUCUCAGGUUCCUGAACGGAUGCAUAGAUAAGAAUCCUCAUUUUACCCCUUUUCUCUAUACGUUAGUACGACGUAAUUGUUUUUCGCUAUUUCGAGAUCUUAGCACGAAAAAAAAAACAGCAAAUGAAAUCUCCUCCUCCUCCUGUAUCCUGGCAGCGUGCCCCUCAUGUCAGAGGGACAGAAAAAGGCCUCCUCCAACCCCAGUGUGAGGCACGGGUGCCAGAGCCUCCCGUUUUCUCCAGAGCAGUGUUGUUACGGGAGAUUGCUUGUGUGCGUCAUUGACACGGUAGCCCACCAUGACUCAUUGUUUGCUCGCUGCCCUCAAGGUUAUUAUGACAGAUAAAGCUCCGUGAUACAGCUGCAUUCAGCAUCAGCACCCGCUCCCCUCCCCCGACCUGCCACCACACACACACACACUCACAUUCCCAUACAGUUUCAGUCUCCAGCUGCCAUAGCUUUGCGGGAAGCACAGCUCAGAUGAGUGAAUCGUCACCCUUCUGUCAGGCUGAAGCUCCUCCCACCUCAGCCUGUCUUGUUUUUUUUAAUUUUUUUUUAUUUAAACUACCUCUGGGAACCAGGGGCGAUGAGUCAAUCGUCAGUCACGCUCAGUCGGGAUGCUAACGCGAUACUGAAAAUACGAUGUCAGAUUGCGCAACAUACAGUUCUGCAUCACUCCAUCUUCCAUGCUCUGAUAUUGAACCUGUUUUUAAAUACUGUACAAAUAUGCACGAAUUUGUCUGAAGAAAAUAAUACCAGUUAACCCCGCCCCCCCCCCCCCCCCAACACUCAAUUUCUAUGCCGAUUUGGGAGGGUUGAAGACUAGCACUGAGCUCCUUUGACACAUGCAGUGUCAGCCCACCUGCAUUACUUAAUACUAUGGGCUGCAGGUUUUCAUUGGACAGCACUGACGCGCGUAGGGCAGAGUCACAGCCCUGUGGGCGGCAGGGUGAGAUGAGAUCACCACUGAGCGGUGAGAGGGAGAGGGUCUCUGCCGUCUAACACAUCGGUUAGAUUGUGAGCCAGUUUGAGUUCUUUGGGUCUCUUCUUCAC
This is a messenger RNA of Brienomyrus brachyistius, 2693 nucleotides long. RefSeq names its product 24-hydroxycholesterol 7-alpha-hydroxylase (gene cyp39a1). The transcript has 11 exons. Gene Ontology annotation, molecular function: oxidoreductase activity, acting on paired donors, with incorporation or reduction of molecular oxygen; heme binding; steroid hydroxylase activity. Bases 58 to 1509 code for a protein of 483 amino acids. Gene Ontology annotation, biological process: cholesterol homeostasis; bile acid biosynthetic process. NCBI's taxonomy places the organism in Eukaryota, Metazoa, Chordata, Actinopteri, Osteoglossiformes, Mormyridae. The record is from RefSeq and is a predicted model, not a curated record.